Molecule: messenger RNA, 843 nt
Organism: Saprolegnia diclina VS20
Lineage: Eukaryota; Oomycota; Saprolegniomycetes; Saprolegniales; Saprolegniaceae
Exons: 1
Coding region: 91-627 (178 amino acids)
Biological process (GO): vesicle-mediated transport
Cellular component (GO): membrane
Source: RefSeq, a predicted model, not a curated record
AUCUAGCGUCAUAGGCGCCACGCCCUGUCGCAAGAGACCCUGCGGACUGGACAAGCUUAGUUCUUAUUUCUUGGAUUCGGUAUUCCUGUCAUGGCCGGCUUCUUCUUCUCCAACAGCACGCCCCGCGCAGAGCUGCCGACAACGAACGCCCCGCCGACCGAUGCCAACGAUGACAUGGAUGAAAACGUCAAGGCCGGCUGCCCCAGCAUGUCGUACGAAAACCGACUGUACGCAUUUGGCGCCGUCUUGGUCGUCGGCGCCGCGUGCUCGCUCUUCUCGCUCGUGUUUUUGCUGACCGUCAACAUGGUCGGGUUUGGUGUCAUGUACUCGUUCGGGUCGCUCUGCGGCCUCCUCUCGACCAUGUUCCUCGUUGGCCCGAGCCGCCAAGUCGGCGCCAUGUUCCAAAAACACCGCUGGAUCGCGACGGCCGUCUACUUGGGCUUGAUUGUGCUCACGCUCAUUGUGGCCUUCUCGGGUAUGCGCAAGGCCGGCAAGGUCGUGCUCGUCCUCCUCUUUGUGCUCCUCCAGUUCCUCGCCGCCAUUUGGUACUCGCUGUCGUACAUUCCGUUUGCGCGUCGGGUUGUGCAGAAGGCGCUCGGUGGCGCAGGCGACUGCCUCUUCAAGUAAGGUCGUAUCCCUCGAUGGACAUGAGAAUCCUUUGUGGUUCAUGGCGUUCUUGACAAAAUGCAGUGGUCUGGGACCAGAAAGCUCAUCCACAGCACUCGGCCAUGGGAUCGAUCUUGGGAUACAACACAUAUACAAAUGCAUACGAGCAGUACGUAGUUGGAUCUGCACGGCGCGUUAUGCGCGUGACGCGGCCGCGAGGUCGUCGAGAAUCGCGAG